Tarenaya hassleriana is the source of this 2797-nucleotide messenger RNA. RefSeq lists its product as uncharacterized. NCBI's taxonomy places the organism in Eukaryota, Viridiplantae, Streptophyta, Magnoliopsida, Brassicales, Cleomaceae. Gene Ontology annotation, molecular function: RNA nuclease activity. The transcript is spliced from 3 exons. Gene Ontology annotation, cellular component: peroxisome. Gene Ontology annotation, biological process: regulation of gene expression. The record is from RefSeq and is a predicted model, not a curated record. Bases 114 to 2090 code for a protein of 658 amino acids.
CGCCGGUAGAAGUAGAAGCUUUAGAAGAGUGAGGAAAGUCGCCCGAAAAAGAGAGAAUAAUUGAAUCUUAGAUUCCUUUCAGUGUUGAUGCAAUAAUAGGGUAACAUUCGGAGAUGAGUACGGCGGCGGAAGGAGAUGCGGCGGAUUUGGCGGAGGCGCAGUACGUGAAGGCGAAGACCUCGGUGUGGUGGGACAUAGAGAAUUGCCAGGUUCCUAAGGGUUUGGACGCUCACGGGAUUGCGCAGCACAUCAGUUCGGCGCUGGUGAAGAUGAACUACUGUGGUCCUGUCAACAUCUCCGCCUAUGGAGACACUAAUCGAAUCCCUCCUUCCAUUCAGCAUGCCCUCUCUUCCACCGGAAUCGCCCUCAAUCACGUUCCCUCCGGAGUGAAAGACGCGAGCGACAAGAAGAUUCUGGUGGACAUGUUGUUCUGGGCGGUGGAUAACCCUGCGCCUGCGAAUUUCAUGCUCAUCUCCGGUGAUAGGGACUUCUCUAACGCGCUUCACCAGUUGCGAAUGAGGAGGUACAAUAUUCUUCUUGCUCAACCUCAGAAGGCUUCAGCCCCUUUGAUCGCUGCUGCAAAGACUGUAUGGCUUUGGACCAGCCUUGCAGUGGGAGGACCUCCUCUCACACGCGGUGAAUCCUCGCAACUUAUUGCCAAUGGACGUUAUCCUUCUGAUUCUGAAAGAUCGACUCUUUCUGUUGCUGAACAAGUUCAGUCCAGCCAAUCGAUGGAUCCAAACCCGGAUGCCAGAAGGAUUAUGGAUAAUAAAAACAAAGUAAAAUUUACUCUGAAACCAUCAAAGCAGGUCACUGGGUUGAGGGUUCAGGAGCCCAAGGAUCUCUCUCGUCAGCAGCAACCUGCUCAAGGAAAGCAGUUUAUGAAAGCUCCACAUGAGUUCUUCGGCAACAGUGACCCGAAUUCUACAAGCAGGCCUGCUCCUAAUACUUUACCUAACCUUACCAACCCUGUGGGCAAUACCAGCAACAAUGUGACUGGUAAUCCUCAGAACCAUUACCAUUAUCCUCCAAGGCCAAGUCCGUUACCUGUGCAACAGCCUUAUCAUAACCCUGACCCUUCCCUGAAUAAUGGAAAUGGCAUCUCAAACAAUACUCAGAAUCAUUAUCCUGCUCCUGCAAGGCCAGGUGGGUUUGCUGCACGGCCGAGUUAUGGUCCAAAUAAUCUGCAGCCGCCUGUUGGUAAUGGCUUCCGUCCAAUGCAUCCAAGAAAUGAUGGUCCUAGAUUUCCUUACGCUUCUGCUACCAAUUUACCUGAUAUCGGCAAUCUAAAUUUGUCCCAGUAUCCAAAUCAUUCUCAAAAUCGCCCUAAUUUCAAUCCCAAAGCUGGACAAGAGUUCAGACCGAACGUUCAGCACCCCUCCUAUCCUCCUAGCUUCAACGGUCUGAAUGACAGUUAUGUUUCACAGGUUCCAGGCAAUACAAACUCCUCUGGUCCUGAAGUCUCAGCCCAAGUGCCGAAAACAGUUGCUGGUAUUGGUUCCAGCAAUGCUAUGUGGGGAACUCCAGGGUCCCAACCUCCACCGUCUGAGCAUGUGCAAGGCCUUAUUGGUGUUAUCUUACUUUCUUUAAACACCUUGAAAAAUGAAAAGAUUAUGCCUACAGAGCAUAACAUAGCCGAUUGCAUUCGGUAUGGAGAUCCCAAGCAUCGUGGCACUGACGUCAAGAAGGCUUUGGCCAGUGCUAUUGAGCAUCAUAUGAUUGCGGUGACAAAUGUGGGUAAACUAAGACUCUAUAUUGGCAAAUAUGAGACUUUAUGGAAGUGUGUAAAUCCCUUGGGAGGAAACCCAAGGCAAUACCCAAAAGCAACUUGGGAUAGGAUUCGUCGAUUUCUGACAUCUUCUUCCGGGCGGGCGGCAAUUAUGGCAACACAAUGCAGGUUCGAAGCUGCACAAGUUAUGAAAAAAGAAUGUCUUUAUGAGCUUACUUUGGGUGAUGUACUUCAAAUCAUGAAUAUUACAGCAACCUCAAAGAAAUGGAUUACUCAUCACCAGUCAGGGUGGCAACCUAUUACUAUUACCCUCGCUGCCGAAGAUACAGACGAGGCAGGUACCACCAGAACAGGUGCCUGAUUCUAUUCUCUCGUUGCACAUCAUAUACUGAAGGAGUGGCACAAUAAGUAAGUGACUACUCUCUAUAACAAGGAGAUGACAAAUAUAGAGCACAAGAGGUAGGUAUGGAUAGUGUAUUUCCAUAUCAUAAAACCAAAACCAAAAUGCUCACCAACUCAUUCAGGUUAUGCCAAGUACCGGUGUAGCAGUCAGUAUCACUUUCACGUAUCAGUUUUCUUCAAUUCUAGUAGUGUUGUAAUGUCUAAAGAUGGCGUUGGCUUUAGAAAGAGUCAAAGGCCUAAAUGGUGUUGGCUGUAUAGCUCGUGAAGGCAGGUGGCAGCUUAGGCAAUGGUUGAUAAUGCCAUUGCUAGGUGGAGUUUAUAUGCUACAGAGACAGACAGCCUUUUGAAAAGACACCUUCAAGUUCUCUUACCAAAGACGAGAAGGCUUUAUGAUUGCUAACGGAGCUUCCUGGACAAUGUUAGGUAUUGUCAAGAGUAUCUCUAGUGAACAAUGUUGCAUUGAAAUCGAACUACCGUUCGCUGAUUCUCAGUGUCGGCCUGUCUGCCUUUUCUGGAUUCUUAGUGUCUUCCUUUGUUUACACUUUUAUAAAAUAUCUUCUCUUUCCGGUAUGGUUUAUGUAAAUUAUUCUAUGUAAUUCAGUCGAUUUAAUUAACGCCCAAGUAAAUGUAGGGCGAACAAAAACAUCAUAAAAGUCAAAUUACAGA